Messenger RNA from Phoenix dactylifera (date palm), 2190 nucleotides. Its product is annotated as Pentatricopeptide repeat (PPR-like) superfamily protein. Gene Ontology annotation, molecular function: protein binding; RNA binding. Gene Ontology annotation, biological process: RNA modification. The record is from RefSeq and is a predicted model, not a curated record. Lineage: Eukaryota; Viridiplantae; Streptophyta; Magnoliopsida; Arecales; Arecaceae.
CCGCCGUUCACUUUCCUGUGGAGGCUCCGAUGCACCCCCUCGUGAUGGCCGACGCAUCCAAUAUAGCCGUUACCUUUCCUCCCGCCUCCAUUUAAAACAAAAAACCUUGGUAAAUGAGGCAGCUCCGUUGGCGCCACUACACCUCCUAUUCCCACCUCAAUCCAAACCCAUCAUCUCCUUCUCAUUCUGCCCCUCGAUCCGAAAUCCUCCGCCUCUGCGAGUCCGGCUCCCUCUCCCAAGCCCUCUCCCUCCUCAACUCCGCCGACCCCGACCGCCUCCCCCCGAAACCCAUCCUCUACGCCGCCCUCCUCCAGGCCUGCACCACCUCCUCCUCCUUCUCCCAAGGCCUCCAGCUCCACUCCCGCGUCCUCAAGUCCGGCCUUGACAACGACCGCUUCGUCGGCAACAGCCUCCUCUCCUUCUACUUCAAGGUCAGCCCCGACUUCUCCCUCACCCGCCGCGUGUUCGAGAGUUUGCCCCUUAAAGAUGUCAUCUCCUGGACCUCCAUGGUCUCCGGCUAUAUUCGUGCAGGGAGACCCACCGAGUCGCUCCUAAUGUUUGGAAAGAUGCAAGCUUUUGGGAUCGAGCCGAAUGCAUUCACUCUCUCUGCUGCAAUCAAGGCAUGUUCCGAUCUCAAAGACAUAAAGAUCGGUAGUUGCUUCCAUGCAAUGGUUUUGUUGCGUGGUUUCGAUUUGAAUCAUGUGAUUGCUAGUGCUCUUGUUGAUAUGUAUGGUAAAAAUUUUGGAUUGGAAGAUGCAUGGCGCGUGUUUGGUGAGACGAUCGAGCCCGAUGCUAUCUGUUGGACUUCGAUAAUCUCGGCCUGCACGAGGAAUGAUAGGUUUGAGGAGGCAGUGGGGCUUUUCCACUCGAUGAUGAGGAGAAAGCUUGGGUUGUUUCCUGAUGAAUUUACUUUCGGGACCAUCAUGACUGCUCUGGGUAAUCUGGGUAGGGCGAGACAGGGAAGGGAAGCUCAUGCUAAGUUUAUCACAAGUGGGCUUGGAGGGAAUGUGGUGGUGGAGAGCAGCACGGUCGACAUGUAUGCCAAGUGCGGGCUCAUGGAAGAGUCUCGCAAGGUCUUUGACCGGAUGCCCACAAAGAAUGCUGUCUCUUGGUGUGCCCUGCUUGGAGGGUACUGCCAGAGUGGUGACUAUGAGACUGUCCUCGCUCAAUUCCGGGAGAUGGAUACAGAAGAGAAUCAUUAUAGUUUUGGCACAAUUCUUCGGGCAUGUGCUGGCCUUUCAGCUGUGAGACAGGGGAAACAGGUCCAUUGUCGGUUCCUGAGGACAGGAGGUUGGACGGAUGUCGUUGUGGAGUCUGCACUUGUUGAUCUUUAUGCAAAAUCUGGUCUUAUAGAUUAUGCAUAUAGAGUUUUUACUAAAAUCUCUGUGAGAAAUUUGAUAACAUGGAAUGCCAUGAUAUGUGGUUUUGCUCAGAAUGGUCAAGGUCGGGAAGCUAUCAGGUUGUUCAAUGAGAUGGUUAGGGAAUGGACUAGGCCUGACUAUAUUAGUUUCGUAGGUGUGCUAUUUGCUUGUAGUCAUACUGGUUUGGUCGAAGAAGGGAGGAGUUACUUUAAAUCAAUGGGUGAAGAUUACGGUAUUGCUGCUGGAAUCGAGCAUUACAGUUGCAUGGUUGAUCUUCUCAGCAGGGUUGGUCUACUCGAGGAAGCUGAAGAUUUAAUAAACAUGGCUGUGUAUAGAGAUGAUUCGUCACUGUGGGCUGCUCUUUUAGGUGCCUGUGCCACCCAUUCAAACCCAGAUGUAGCAGAGCGUGUCGCAAAGAGAAUGAUGGAAUUGGAACCAGGGUACCAUUUGAGCUAUGUUCUUCUUGCUAAUGUCUACAAGACGGUUGGUCGAUGGGACAAUGCUUUGAAGAUAAGGAGGUUGAUGAGAAAAAGGGGUGUAAGGAAGGAACCAGGUAAGAGCUGGAUUGAAGUAAAGCGUAACACCAGUUCUUACAUUGGCGGUACUGUUUUGGUCAAGAAUGAAUCUGAAGAUCUUGAAGAUCUAGAUUUGGAUGAGGAAAGUGCAAAUUCCUUUUGACACUUUUUUGAGUUCUGGAUUCUAAUAUUUAUUAGAUGUAAUGCUAGUGAUACUGAUAAACAGAAAAAUAUUGAAGCAAUUAAAGUAUAUGUAACUUCAUUCAUAUUUGUUCAAUUGUCAAAUUUGCAUCAGGUUUUUGAUUCAACGAGUU